This is a messenger RNA of Amaranthus tricolor (Joseph's coat), 1221 nucleotides long. RefSeq names its product GDSL lipase-like. Gene Ontology annotation, molecular function: hydrolase activity, acting on ester bonds. The transcript has 7 exons. The record is from RefSeq and is a predicted model, not a curated record. Lineage: Eukaryota; Viridiplantae; Streptophyta; Magnoliopsida; Caryophyllales; Amaranthaceae. Bases 1 to 1221 code for a protein of 406 amino acids.
AUGAAGAUAGUAGAAACCGUUGAAUAUAUUGUAGCCAAUCAGAAUUUGAUACAUGGGGUUGAUCUUAGCCGUCCACGUUGCGGAAUUAGUUGGUGGGGUUUUGUUGGCCAUAUUGAACCUGGGGAAUUAAUAAGAAGUAUGUUUAAUACAUUAACAUUAUUAUGUGCAAUUUUACUUAGUUUGUGUCUACCAAGUUGUAAUGCUCAACAUAAGACUCCUUUCUUUGUUUUUGGCGAUUCUCUGUACGACAAUGGCAUGUCUUUGUGUUGCGGCGUUCAUGCUGGAGGGGCUAAAUAUUGGCCUUAUGGUGAGAACUACUUCAAGGAACCUUCUGGAAGGUUCUCUGAUGGUCUCAUUAUCCCAGAUUUUAUAGCUCAAUAUGCCGUGGUGCCUCUUCUAAAACCAUAUUUGUCAGCAGGGGUUAAAGUAGACUAUACUGACGGAAUUAAUUUUGCUUCUUCAACUGCUUGUGUGCUCAAUGAAAAUUGUCCUUAUGCGAUAAAUUUGAAGGUGCAAUUGACUUAUUUUAAUGAGGCAGUGGAAAAUUUGAAACAAAGCCUUGGAGAAUCACACACAAGGAGGUUAUUAUCCAAAGCAGUGUACCUUUUCAAUAUUGGACAAUAUGAUUAUGUUACCUUUUUCCGCAAUAAUAUUGGAAUGUAUCCUCUUUCCUCUUCUACUAAGAGUCAAUAUAUUAAUCUAAUACUUGGCAACCUCAGUACCCACAUCAAAACAAUCUACGAGCAAGGAGGAAGGAAGUUUGCAUUCCAAAACAUAGGUCCAAUUGGGUGUAUGCCAGCAAUAAAGUAUGAGCUUGGAUUUAAUGAAGUUUGUGCAGAUGAGCCUUCAGAGCUUGCUAGAUUACACAAUCAUGCAUUUGCUGCACUAGCCAACAAUUUGCAAAUUCAACUGCCAGGGUUCAACUACUCUAUAUAUGACUUCUAUACUGCACUUUACAACCGUGUCUUAUAUGGACAAACUUAUGGUUUCAAGGAAAGUGAAACAGCAUGCUGUGGAGGUGGAGCCUUCAAUGGUGACGACAGUUGCCAGAAGUUAGAUCGCGCAUUCUCAUUUUGCAACAACUUGAAGGACCAUUUGUGGUUUGAUGCUUGGCACCUUACUCAGAAAGCUUACCACCAAAUCUCUAAAGAAUUUUGGGGUGGAGGACUCGAUGUUGUAGCUCCUUAUAAUUUGGAGAAUUUAUUUGAACUAAUCUAUUGA